Messenger RNA from Micromonas pusilla CCMP1545, 1131 nucleotides. RefSeq lists its product as uncharacterized. The coding region runs from base 1 to 1131 and encodes 376 amino acids. NCBI's taxonomy places the organism in Eukaryota, Viridiplantae, Chlorophyta, Mamiellophyceae, Mamiellales, Mamiellaceae. The transcript has 2 exons. The record is from RefSeq and is a predicted model, not a curated record.
AUGGCGAUGGCGGACGCCGCCGCGGGCGGCGCUUCCAUCGUCGAUCUCAUAAUCGGCAGCGGCAUCGUCAUCGUCAUCGGAGAAGCCGCCGCGCGCGCGCUCCCGGGGACCACCGACGCGACGACGAUCGAGUCCCUCGCGCUGUUACCCGAGGACGACGACGACGACGACUCCGACGACGGCCUGCGAUGGGGCGUCGCGUCCGUCGUCUCUCUUCUUCCGCUGUUUGGUUUUCUGUCGUUCCUGUUGCCGGCGCUGGCGGAGGAGCCGGAGGAGCCGGACGCGGACGCCGCGGCGACGAAGAACCGCUACCUCUCGCUGUCCGGCCUGUUCUUCGUCGCGUUCGCGUCCAAGGCGUUCGACCCGACGGACGCCGCGACGUGGGGCGUCGCCGCCGCGUGCGCGGCGACGUUACAGCUGGAACGCGUCGCGCGGGACGUCGAGCGCGCGAAGCGAAGCCGCGAGCGCGCCGCGGCGGCGGCGGCGGCGGCGGCGGCGGCGAAGGCGCCGCGGCGACGGAAGAAGAGGGCGCCGUCCGCGCCGAAGACGCGCGCGGUGUUCGACGCGGUGCGUGGAGGGACGCGCGGGCGAGGCGAGGAGGGGAACGAGGGGAACGAGGGGGGAGCGGACGCGAACGCGAGAGGGUGGGGCGGCGGCGCGGAGAGUCUCCCCGGCGGCUUCGGCGGCGUCGUGAAAAAUCUCCGCGUCCCCGCGUUGCCCGAGGUGAAGGCGCCGACGGUUCGCGACGUCGGACGGACGCUCGGCGCGGCGCAGAUCGCGGCCGUGAAGCUCCGCGGCGAGGUCGAGGAAGGGAAGAUACGCGCGCGGAUCGAGUUCGAGGAGAUGGAGGAGGCGGAACGUCUCGAGGCGGAGGCGGAGUUACAGGCGUCGGAGCGAGAGAAGUGGGACGCGCGGUUUGAAGUGCGGAGCGCGACGAUCGACGGGCUGAAAGAGAUCGCGCGCGAGCGCGGGCUGAGAGGGUACUCGAAGCUGCGGCGCGCGGAGCUGCUGAAGCUCGUGGAGGAGGAGCUGUGGGGGGACGAGCCGUUCUCCGUCGGCGGCGUCGAGUACGUCGACGAGCCCGAGCCCGAGCCCGAGCCCGAGGGGAAGAACCCGUUCAAGUUUUGGUGA